Messenger RNA from Phaeoacremonium minimum UCRPA7, 636 nucleotides. RefSeq names its product putative dj-1 family protein. Lineage: Eukaryota; Fungi; Ascomycota; Sordariomycetes; Togniniales; Togniniaceae. The coding region runs from base 1 to 636 and encodes 211 amino acids. The record is from RefSeq and is a predicted model, not a curated record. The transcript is spliced from 3 exons.
AUGACACUCGCCGUCAUCGCCCACGAAAUCGGACCAGUCUCGUCCGGCGGUCCACCACACCGCAUGAGCGAGGACGGUCCUCCCAUGGAUCUAGGCUACCUGAUGCAGCCCACCGUCAUGGCAACGCACACGUUCCGCAAUGCGCCGGCACUCGACGUGCUGCUCAUCCCUGGCGGCAUCGGAAACGUUGCGCUCGCGCAGGCCAACGACACGUCCGUCGAAGACUUUGUCCGCCUGCGCUUCGAUCAGGUCGACUACCUCCUGAGCGUUUGCACGGGCGCCAUGAGCUUGGCAAAGGCGGGCGUGCUGGACGGCCGCAGGGCGACGACCAACAAGAGCGCCUGGGCGUCGGUGGUGGGAAGCGGGACGAACGUGACGUGGGUGCCGUCGGCGAGAUGGGUCCAGGAUGGAAAGAUCUGGACGAGCUCUGGGGUUAGUUCAGGCAUGGACAUGGCAUACGCCUUUCUCGCCCAUUUGUACGGCUCGGACGACCAGGGCCUCUUCAACACCAUGAAUGGAAUCGAGUAUGCGCCGCACACGGAUCCACACUGGGACCCCUUUUCCGUCGUAUAUAAGAUUCCCGGCGCGGACAUGAACCGGAGUCUUGAAGACUGUGUGAAGCCUGUUGGGUUCUGA